AUGCCCCACGACGAUUUACGGGUGGAGUGGAUCCGAAAGUGCGUGACUGCAGGCUUCGUGUUGUCGGAGCGUCCCGAGUGUUUCGAGGAGCUGCUGCAGCGCGGAGAUGGAGAAGAGGAGAGGACCAUCGUCCAGUACCUGGACCAGACCUCCCUGGACGACCAUCCGUCCUGUCUCAUGUUCUAUAAAAUCAUCAGAGAGGAGACCGUUGAAAUGGAAGUUCCUCCGGAGACUGUUGUUAAACCAAAGGAUAUGAAAGAGGCCAGUGUCCUAAUGCCCAGGCUACUUGAAAUGGGUUUUCAUUGUGACCACCCCCUUCAGGUGCUGAAGAACAAACUUGUCCAUCAUUAUAUACCACUGCUCACUGCACGUCAAAUGAGAGAAACUGGAGCAAGUGGUGCUGGUGAUGGCGGUGGUACGGUGAAGCCAAGUGUGAAAUUCAAGCGUGAUACCUUGCUCAACCUGACACACAAGUUUUUGGCACAAGUCGAUUCAUCUCUUCGACAACUUCAAGUUCAAGAUGAGAUUUCACUCCACAUCCCUGAGCUUGACCUGGAGCCAGAUGUGGAUCUACUAGUUUCUGAUCCAGACAUGGUGGAGCAGCUGGAGCUCUGUGUGGUGAAGUGGCAGACUCAGAUGACCAUUGCUCUUGAAGAGCAGCAAAACAAAAUCCCACAGGCACCAGGGCCUAUGGCUGAGAUAGCACUUUGGCAGGAGCGUGCGUCUGUCCUCAGCACUUUAAUGGAUCAACUCAAGAAACCUGUGGUACACAAGAUCUUGGCGGUGAUGUCCAAAAUAAAUGCAGGAAUUGUUGACACCCAUGAAAAAGUGGUUUCUGAACUAACAGAAUACCAUUUGGAGGUAGAAGAUAAUUUGUGCUUCCUCAAGACACUGGAAAGACACUUAAUGAAUCUAGCUUCUGAAGAAACUUAUUCUGCAAUCUGUGAAAACAUCCCUCCUCUGAUGGACAGUUUGCAUCUUGUAUGGAUAAUGUCUGCCCACUAUAAUACAAAUGAAAGGAUGGUGCCACUGAUGGAGCGUAUCGCCUGGCAGCUGUGUGAGCGUGUGGGUCCCACAAUUAAUGUCCACACAUUAUUCAAAGAAGAGAGGGAACUGGGCAAAUCCAAGAUGCAAGGGGCUAAGCAGCUUCUGGACCAGUGGAAAUUAUCAUACGGUGAAAACCGUGCUGAAAUUGAAAAAUCAGGAAGAGCUCCACGCUGGGAAUUUGAUCGCAAAAGGUUGUUUGAGAGGACUGAUCACAUGGCCUCUGUCUGCGGGGACCUGUGCAAUGUUUUUCAGGCUUUGGAGGAAUUUUACAACUUCUUCUCUAGACCAGAGCUGAAGAGUGCCACAAACAACUCUGAACUUCUUACAAAAGUGAAUGGUUUGGUUUUACCUUUUGAAAAGAUCACUUUUAACCCUUUCAUCAAUACUGAGAAGAAGAACUGGCAAAAGAUAAUGCAAGACUUUGACAGUACAGUGAGGGCUAUUGAGGAAGAAACCAUCAGCUUCAUUGAUCUUUCUUUUAAGACACUGGACUCUUCAGUCGCUGGCUUUAACAUGCUACUGAAUUUAAAAGAAAUCCCUUCCAGAGAAGCCAUCCAAAAACAUUUGAUGACAAAGUUUGAUGACAUCCUGGCCCAGUACAGUACAGAGUUGGACACGAUAAACGAAAUCUUUGAAGCCCAGAAGGACAAUCCGCCAUUGAAGGAGUAUGAACCGCCGGUGGCCGGAGCCAUCGGAUGGACUAAGUCUCUUUUCCAUCACAUCAAACAAACCAUUGUUCCUGUCCUGGACGUACCGGAGGUGAUUGAGAGUGAACAUCACAAAGAGAUCAGUGACAAGUAUGUGCAAAUUGCACUCAAGUUCAAAGAAUAUAUGACAAACAGGCACGAGGGUUGGCAAAAAUUGGUAGAAAGCCAUUUGCCAUUGCUUCUGAAGAAAACCGUGUUGACUACCAGUGAAAACCGAGGGACGGCUGCCCCACUGACUGAAAUAAGCCAAAAACAAGAUGUGAGAUACAGAGUAAACGUCCCUCAUGUACUACAUGAAAUGAUUUCCGAGACAAAUCAGCUCAUGUUACUGGGUUACUCUGUACCUGAUCACACCCAAAGUUUGGCUCUGCAAAAAGACCUAUUGACCAGGCACAUACAGAGUCUGAACAAACUUCUCUGCCGUUACCACUCUGUGAUGGACAGCCUGAGUGAGAUGCAUCUUGUUAUGUUGGCACAGCAAAUAGAAGAAGUCCAAGAGCUGUUGAAUUUCGGAUGCGAAAGAAUCACCUGGAGUUGCUCAACGAUAUUGGACUUCGUCAACCGAGCCGCCCAGGCUGUAUCUGAGUUUGAGUCAGUGGUCCAUCUCAUGAAGAACAUUGAGACUGAUGUCGAUUCCAAGUUGCAGUCCAUCCUGAUGACCAACUUACUGAAUUUUCCAGUACCAGAUAAAUCAAAUGAAUUACCAGAUGUCAAGGUGUUCUGUGAGCACAUUGAGCGAGAGCGGGUCAAGACCGUAGCUUCGCUGCGUCGAAAGUAUACUGACAUCGGCAACCUCAUCACUAAGACGGAACAUUUUAUCCUGAGAACCAGCAGUGGGAAAGCCAAAUCUAUGGCAUCUUACUAUAUGUUCUGGGAACGCAAGGUGCUAGACUGUCUUGUUAAGAUGGUCCUAAGGAACAUUCAUGCAUUCAACAUGGCGCUGAUGGGAAAUACUCCUCUUUUCCAAGUUUUAGUCAUCCUGUCUGCCCCUAAGAUUGUGUUGCAGCCGAGAAGUAAUGAAAUCUUCAAUCUGAUUAUGCAGUGCAUCAGAAACUGUAUAGAGAGUACCGAGCAAUUUCCACGUUGGAUGCAUGGGACUUGCGUUGAAUGCCCCUCUCAGUGCGUGGACGGUGAAGAUGAGACGGUGACAUUUACCUUCUUAAAUGAAUUGCGGCCGCACCCACAGAUACGUGAAAGUACCUCAGUGGUGUCUGAGAACGUUAAAAGGCUGCUCCUUUCUGUGGAUCAGUACCUUCACCACUGGAAACGCUAUCAACGUCUUUGGGAAUUAAACAAAACGAUUGUCACUGAAAAAUUUGCUUCAAAGCAACCGUCCUUUGUCAUGUAUGAUGAAAGACUGCAGAUGCUUAGUAACAUCAAUCAAGAUGUGCUGAAAGAGUCUCUGUGCAAGACCGAGCACAUUAUCCUGCUGAACUUGGCGCCGCUGGCGUGCACGGUUCAGGAGAUUGCAGAGUCCUGGAUCAGUUCACUAUGCGUCUUACUUAACAAGCCCGCCAAAGAGGAGCUCUUCAACUUGAGGGAUGAAGUCACGCAACUCUCCAAGAGGGUGAAGGAGAGCCCUGACGAUUUUGAAAAGCUGAAAUCUGUCAUCAGUACCAUCUCAGACAUCAGGGACAUGUCCAUAGAUGUUGAACUGAGAAUCAUUGACAUCCAGGAGAGAUACAGAACACUGACCAUGUACAAAGCAGAGAUUGGAGAGGAUGAACUGGAGCUGAUGGGCAAUAUCAGCCAGAUGUGGAGUGACCUUUGUACAGAUUCUAAACAAGUGGAUGAAAGUCUGACAGAUGUGAAAAAAUCAUAUUCUCUGAUGAUAAAGGAGAAGAUCGAAGACUUAAAGCAAGUUUUGCGCAUUUUUGCUGAAAGCUUCGACAUGCAUGGCCAUGGGGCAGUGGGGGAUGAUUUGGAGAAAGGUCUGGACAUAAUGGGACAAUAUGAAGCAGACUUUGCCAAUAUCGUGAGAGAACAGCAGGAGCUCACUAAUGCUGAGAGGCUGUUAGACCUACCAGUCACCACAUACCCAGAGUUAACCAGGAUUCACAAAGAAAUGAAUAGUUUGAGACAAAUAUAUGAUGUAUACAGAGCCCAAAAGGAUGCAAAGUCCAAAUGGUCUCAGACUUUGUGGGUGGAUUUAGAUAUCCAAGUGCUGCAGGAGGGAAUAGACGGCUUCAUCAAAAGCUUGAGGAAACUGCCCAAAGAUGUGAGGUCCUUGCCUGUGGCCCUUUUUCUAAGUGGACGCAUGAAAGAGUUCAGAGAAUCUCUGCCUCUCCUGAUGGAUCUGAAGAACGAGGCCUUGCAAGACCGGCACUGGCAGGCGUUAAUGGAAAGAACAGGUUCUAGCUUUCAGAUGAACACUACUUACUUCACUCUGGAGAACGUGUUUGCUAUGGAGCUGCACAGACAUGCAAAUGUCAUUGGCGACAUUGUCACUUCUGCUGUCAAAGAGCUGGGCAUUGAGAAGGGCGUGAAGGCAGUGGCACAAACCUGGGAAAACAUGAAGUUCAGUGUGCAGCCUUACGUGAAAGGCAGCCAGAAACAUGGAUCUGUUUUGGGAGCCAUGGAUGAAGUUCUGCUUAACGUGGACAAUGACAUCAUGAACCUGCAGAGCAUGGCUGGCAGCCGUUUCGUUGGGCCUUUCCUUGCUGCAAUACAGCAAUGGGAGAAAGAUCUGUCUCUGAUCAGUGAGACGGUAGAGAUGUGGUUGCUUGUUCAACGAAAAUGGAUGUACUUGGAGAGCAUUUUCACUGACGAAGACAUUCACUCACAGUUACCUGAGGAUGCAAAGAAGUUUGAUAACAUCAGCAAUACGUUUAAUGGAAUAAUGAUGGAUACAGUGAAGGGCCCGAGCAUUAAGCGGUGCUGCCUGGUUCCUGGCCGGCUAGCAAGCCUGCAGGCCUUGAGUAACGGUCUUGAAAACUGUCAGAAGAGUCUCAAUGAAUACCUGGACUCCAAGCGAAAUGUCUUUCCUCGCUUCUUCUUCAUUUCCGAUGAUGAGCUGCUCAGUAUUUUGGGGAACAGUGACCCUGCUUGUGUCCAGGAACAUAUGAUAAAGAUGUAUGACAAUAUAGCGUCUCUAAGAUUUGAUGUGGCGAGCGGUGGGACGGCGUUAGUUGGAGCCAUGGUGUCUGCUGAGGGGGAGGUGAUGGAGUUGAGGAAACCUGUCCCAGUGGAGGGAAGAGUGGAGGAGUGGAUGAUGGGAGUUCUACAGGAGAUGAGGAGGACGAACAGGCUCAUCACGAAGGAGGCAAUCUUCUACUACUGUAAAGACAAAAGCAGGGUGGAUUGGAUGAUGUUGUACCAGGGCAUGAUGGUGCUGGCUGCAAAUCAAGUGUGGUGGACCUGGGAAGUAGAAGAUGUUUUUAAAACUGUGGCGAAAGGAUCUAAGAAUGCACUGAGGAGUUAUGCUGAGAAGAUGCACAGGCAAAUCGAUGAGCUGGUCACACGUAUUGUUCAGCCCAUGAACAAAAAUGACAGACGAAAGAUCAACACAGUGCUCAUCAUUGAUGUCCAUGCCAGAGACAUCGUGGACAGUCUUGCGGGUGCCAGCAUAACGGAUUCACAAGCAUUUGAGUGGGAAAGCCAACUAAGAUUCUACUGGGUCCGGGACCAUGACAACCUGUUUGUGCAUCAGUGCAGCGCCUCGUUCUCUUACGGCUAUGAAUACAUGGGGUUGAACGGUCGACUGGUUAUAACUCCACUGACCGAUCGCAUCUACCUCACCGUCACACAGGCCCUCUCCAUGUACUUGGGUGGAUCUCUUGCAGGACCAGCUGGUACAGGAAAGACAGAGUCCACCAAAGAUCUGGCAAAGGCCUUAGGACUGCUAUGUGUGGUGACAAACUGUAGCGAGGGCAUGGACUACAUGGCUAUGGGGAAGACCUUCUCUGGCCUUGCCCAGUGUGGAGCUUGGGGCUGCUUUGAUGAAUUCAAUCGUAUUGAUGCCUCAGUAUUGUCAGUUAUCUCCUCCCAAAUCCAGACCAUCCGCAACGCUCUCAUGUUACACCUCACAAAGUUUCAGUUUGAAGGGCAAGAAAUCAGUCUGGAUAGCAGCAUGGGAGUUUUCAUCACGAUGAAUCCCGGUUACGCUGGGCGUACAGAGCUGCCGGACUCGGUCAAAGCCCUCUUCAGGCCCGUCGUCGUCAUUCUGCCUGAUCUGCAGCAGAUUUGUGAGAUCAUGCUGUUCUCCGAGGGCUUCCUAAUGGCCAAGGUCCUGGCAAAGAAGAUGACAGUGCUGUAUAAGUUGGCUCGAGAGCAGCUGUCGAAACAAUCUCAUUACGACUUUGGUCUCCGUGCUCUGAAGUCUGUCCUGGUGAUGGCUGGAGAGUUAAAGAGAGACUCACUGGAUCUUAGUGAGGAUGUUGUAUUGAUGCGUGCCCUCAGAGACAUGAACACGCCAAAGCUGGUGUUUGAGGACGUCCCUUUGUUCCUCGGGCUGGUUUCUGACCUGUUCCCUGGGCUGGACUGCCCUCGGGUUCGAUAUCCCAAAUUCAACGAUGCAGUGGAGCAGAUCCUGCAAGAAAACAAAUAUGUCAUCCUGCCUAAUCAGAUGGAUAAAGUGGUGCAGAUGUAUGAGACGAUGAUGACCCGGCACACUACGAUGAUCGUCGGCCCAACGGGUGGAGGAAAAUCAGUUGUGAUCAGCACAUUAUGCCAAGUUCAGACAAAAUUGGGACUUCAUACCAAGUUAUAUCCCCUGAACCCUAAAGCCACGAGUGUCAUUGAACUUUAUGGAAUUCUUGACCCAGACACGAGAGACUGGACUGAUGGGAUUUUAUCCAACAUCUUCCGUGAAAUCAACAAACCUACUGACAAAAAGGAGCGAAGGUACAUCCUGUUUGAUGGGGAUGUGGAUGCCUUGUGGGUGGAGAAUAUGAACUCAGUGAUGGACGACAAUAGGCUCCUCACACUAGCCAACGGGGAACGGAUCCGUUUACAGAAUCACUGCGCGCUGGUGUUUGAGGUUGGAGACUUGCAAUAUGCUUCCCCUGCUACCGUGUCCCGAUGUGGGAUGGUUUUUGUUGACCCCAAAAACCUGCGGUAUAACCCGUACUGGCUAAGAUGGACCAGUAACAGACCUGACAAGGAACAAGAGAUGCUGAACAACCUGUUUGAGAAAUAUGUGCCCAGCUCCAUUGACAUGAUUCUAGAUGGCAUUGUUGAUGGUAAUCAGGGCCAGAAACUGGAGACUGUUAUCCUUCAAACAGAUCUGAAUAUGGUCACACAGUUGUGCUUCACAUUGGAUGCGUUGCUUGAGGAAGAGAACAGCAGUGCUGAUGUCCUGGAGUGCUACUUCCUGGAAUCUCUGUACUGCUCACUCGGAGCUACGUUGGUGGAAAGCGAUAAGGUCAAGUUUGACAAUUUCAUCAAAAGGCUUUCCUGCUUACCCACAGUGCAUGAUGAGGAAAACCUUGCUGGUCCGGGUGAGAUCCCAGGAUAUUUCCCAACUCUGUAUGAUUUCCAUUUUGAUGGAAUACAGAAAAAGUGGCUUCCCUGGAGUUCAUUGGUUACUAAAUACAUUCACAACGCUGAAAUGAAGUUUGCUGAUAUCCUAGUGCCAACUGUUGACACCACAAGAGCCAGCUGGAUCCUGGAACAGAUGGUAAAGAUAAAGAGACCAAUGCUGCAGGUUGGAGAGUCUGGCACUUCCAAGACAGCCACCAUUCAUAACUUCCUCAAGAAUCUGAAUUCAGACAAAAGAAUCACGCUGACCAUCAACUUUUCAUCCAGAACAACUUCAUUAGACCUGCAGAGAAAUCUGGAAGCUAAUGUGGAAAAAAGGACCAAGGAUAAUUACGGGCCUCCUUUAGGGAAGAAACUGCUGGUCUUUAUAGAUGACUUGAACAUGCCACGGGUGGAUACUUAUGGCACGCAACAGCCUAUUGCACUUCUGAAGCUGCUGUUGGAUCGAGGAAGCAUGUAUGACAGAGGAAAGGAACUGAACUACAAAACCAUUAAUGACCUUGGCUAUAUUGCUGCAAUGGGAAAAGCUGGAGGGGGUAGGAAUGAAGUGGAUCCACGCUUCAUCUCGCACUUCAGUGUUUUCAGCAUUCCCUUCCCAGCAGUGGAGUCUCUGCAACUCAUCUACGGCUCCAUUAUCACAGGCCACACCAGACCAUUUGAGGAAGCCAUACGGAACAUUUGUGACAAAGUCACCUUCUGCACACUGGAACUUUAUAACACCAUCAUCAAAGAUCUACCACCCACUCCCUCCAAGUUUCAUUAUGCCUUUAACCUGAGGGACCUGUCAAGAGUGUACAAUGGACUGACCCUUACUACACCAGAAAGAUUUACAACUGUUACCCAAUUUGUGCGUGUCUGGAGAAACGAGUGCCUGAGAAUCUUCCAUGACAGACUUAUUAAUGAAGAGGACAAAGCUUUGGUCCAAAGUCUAAUAAAGAACCUGGUUGAAGAGCAUUUCAAAUCAGACAUGGAGGCCGUAAUGAGGGACCCAAUUCUUUUUGGGGAUGCCAGGACAGCCCGUGAUGAAUCUGAACCGAGGGUUUACGAGGACAUCCACGACUACGACGUGUCAAAAGCCAUAUUUCAGGAAAUUCUGGAGGAGUACAAUGAGAGCAAGACGAGGAUGAAUCUAGUUCUGUUUGAUAAUGCUCUGGAGCAUCUGACCCGGGUUCACCGCAUCAUCCGGAUCGAUCGCGCCCAUGCGCUGCUGGUCGGAGUGUCGGGCUCUGGCAAACAGUCUCUCACCAAGCUUGCUGCAUUCAGUGCCGGCUGUGAGGUGUUUGAGAUAACUUUGAGCAGAGGAUACAAUGAGCUGAGCCUCAGAGAAGAUCUAAAAACACUGUACGUGAGGCUUGGGAUUGAAAAUAAAAAGACAGUGUUCCUUUUUACUGAUGCUCAUGUUGCUGACGAAGGCUUCCUGGAGCUCAUUAACGACAUGCUCACCUCAGGCAUAGUUCCUGCAUUGUUUCCUGAAGAUGAGAAGGAGUUAGUUCUCAACCAGCUUCGUGAUGAGGCUCUUAAAAUGGGAGCAGAUCCUUCCAAAGAGAGUAUUUGGCAGUACUUUGUCAAAAAAAGUGUCAGCAAUCUACACAUUGUUUUAUGCAUGUCUCCACUGGGAGACACCCUGAGGACACGUUGCAGAAACUUCCCAGGAUUAAUGAACAACACAGUGAUUGACUGGUUCCUCCCAUGGCCACCACAGGCGUUGCGUGCAGUGGCAAAGUGUUUCCUUGGUGAAAGUCCAAUGAUUCCUGAUUCACACUCUGCAGCGAUUAUAGAUCAUGUCUGUAUGGUCCAUAGCUCUGUGGGUGACUACAGCAAACUAUUCCUCCAAAAACUUAGAAGAUGUAACUAUGUUACCCCAAAGAACUACUUGGAUUUUAUUAACACCUACUCUAAACUCCUGGAGGAAAAGGAUGAAUACAUCCUUGCUCAGUGCAAACAUUUACAGGGAGGGUUGGAGAAACUGAAGGAAGCCAGUGAGCAGCUAGCGGAAAUGAAUAUCCUACUGGCAGAUCAGAAGGUGGUGCUUGCUGAAAAGUCCACAGCUUGUGAAGUUCUGCUGGUAGAGAUUAUCACAAACACCAAAGCAGCUGAGGAGAAAAAGAUUCUGGCUGAAAUGAAAGCUAAAGAGAUCGAGGAGCAGAACGCUGUCAUAGCUGUGGAGAAAAAAGAAGCUGAGAGUUCCCUGGCUGAAGCUUUGCCAGCAUUAGAAACUGCCCGCAAUGCCCUGCAAAACCUGGACAAAUCUGAUGUCGCAGAUAUCCGGUCUUUUGUUAAGCCACCCAAACAAGUGCAGAUGGUUUGCGAGUGUAUCCUCGUGAUACGUGGCCACAGAGAAAUCAGCUGGCUAGCGGCCAAAGGUAUGAUGUCAGAAGCCAACUUCCUGCGCUCAUUGAUGGAAAUGGACUGUGAUUCCAUAACUACUGGCCAGGUCAAAAAGGUCAAAAGUUUCUUAAAGACCAUGCACACGACCUACGAGGAGAUGCAAGCCAUCAGUAAGGCGGGUUCAGGAAUGUUCAAGUUUGUUGAAGCAGUCAUGUGUUACUGCGAGGUUGCCAGGGAAAUAAAACCCAAGAGAGAGAAGGUGGCACGCCUAGAGAAGGACUUCUUUCAGAGUAAACAGGAUCUGGAGCGCAUUCAAAAUGAGCUCAGCAACCUCCAGAAGGAAGUUUAUUCUCUUAAAGAAAGGUAUGAAGACGCUUCUGUGAAUAAGCAGCAGUUGGAGGAGGAGGCCGAGGUGAUGGAGAGGAGGCUGAUCGCUGCCGACAAACUCAUCUCUGGCCUGAGCUCUGAAAAUGAACGGUGGACCAAAGAGCUGGAUGAUUUGCAGCAACGGCGUGUGUAUCUCCUGGGUGACUGUUUGAUCUCGGCUGCUUUUCUGAGCUACGUAGGCGCGUUCAGCUGGAACUUACGCAAUGAAAUGGUUUAUAAAGUUUGGGUCCGAGAUGUGGAGGAGAGAGGCAUCCCCUUGAGUCAGCCUUUUCAAGUGGAAAGUCUUCUCACUGAUGAAGUAGAAAUUAGCAAAUGGGGCUCAGAGGGGCUGCCUCCAGACGAACUGUCCGUACAGAAUGGAAUCCUCACAACAAGAGGGAGCCGGUCUCCUCUGUGUAUUGAUCCUCAAGAGCAAGCACUCAAUUGGAUCAAGAAGAAGGAGGAAAGCAACAACCUCAAGAUCUCAUCUUUCAACAAUCCGGACUUCCUGAAACAGCUAGAGAUGUCCAUUAAGUAUGGCUAUCCAUUCCUUUUUCAAGAUGUGGAUGAGUACAUUGACCCAGUCAUUGACAAUGUCCUGGAGAAGAAUGUAAAAGGACCAGAGGGCAGACAAGUCAUUCUGCUGGGGGACAAGGAGGUGGACUAUGAUCCCAACUUUAAACUUUACCUUAGCACCAAAUUAUCUAACCCCAAAUACUCUCCAUCAGUGUUUGGAAACGCCAUGGUCAUUAACUACACUGUGACCCUGAAGGGUCUGGAGGAUCAGCUCCUCAGUGUCAUCAUGGGCUUUGAGAGGAAGGAGAAGGAAGAGCUGCAUCACCGUUUGAUCCAAGAGACAAGUGACAAUAAGAUGUUGCUAAAAAAACUCGGUGACUCUUUGCUCAGAGAGCUAGCCACAUGUAUAGGCAACAUGUUGGAUAACACAGAACUCAUUCACACGCUGGAGGAAACAAAGUCGAAAGCCGUGGAGGUGUCUGAGAAGCUCAAGUUGGCUCAAGAGACAUCCAAGGACAUCGAGCAACUCAGAGACGGCUACCGACCUGCGGCUAAGCGCGGCGCUAUCCUGUUCUUUGUGCUGACGGACAUGGCUCUGGUUAACAGCAUGUACCAGUACUCGCUCGCCUCCUACCUGCAGCUGUUUGACUUUUCACUGCGGAAAUCUCAGUGUAGCUCAGACCUUCAACAAAGAUUGUUGAACAUCAUGAACACUCUAACAUACAAGAUUUAUGACUAUGGCUGCACAGGGCUAUUUGAGAGGCACAAGCUGCUCUUUUCCUUUAACAUGACCAUAAAGAUUGAGCAAGCUGAGGGGAAAGUGCCACAGGAGGAGUUGGAGUUUUUCAUCAAAGGUAAUCUAUCUUUGGAAAAAAGCAGUAAUAAAAAGCCGUGUGACUGGCUCCCUGAUCAGGGCUGGGAGGAUAUGGUGAAACUUGCAGAGCUCUUUCCUGAGAAGUUCGGCUCUCUUCUCAACGACAUUGAGAAAAAUCCCUCUGACUGGAAAUCUUGGUCUGACCUGGAUGCACCAGAGCAGGCUCCAUUUCCCAUGAAAUACGGGGAGAGUCUCUCAGCCUUUCAGAGACUUCUGUUGCUGCGCUGUUUCCGUGUUGACAGAGUCUUCAGAGCUGUGACCAACUAUGUCAAUGUUACCAUGGGCAAGAAAUACGUACAGCCACCUGUGGUGAACUUUGUGGGUAUUUAUGAGCUUAGCACACCGUUCUCCCCCAUCGUCUUCAUCCUGAGCCCCGGCUCUGACCCGGCCAGCGACAUCAUGAAACUAGCAGAGGCGUCAGGAUUUGGAGGUGGCAGGUUCAAAUUCCUUGCAAUGGGCCAAGGCCAGGAGAAGGUGGCACUGCAGUUGUUGGACAUCGCAGUAGCUCGUGGUCAGUGGUUGAUGCUGCAGAACUGCCACCUGCUGGUGAAGUGGCUGAAGGACUUGGAAAAGGUCUUAGACAGAAUUUCUAAGCCAGACCCCAAGUUCCGCUUGUGGAUCACGACCGACCCCAUUAAGGAUUUCCCCAUUGGCAUUCUGCAAAAGUCUCUAAAGGUAGCGACGGAGCCUCCCAGUGGUCUCAAGCUGAACAUGCGAGCCACGUACUCCAAGAUCUCCAGUGCAACCUUGUCUAAAUGCCCACACCCUCAAUUCAGCAGUCUGGUCUACGUGCUGGCCUUUUUCCACGCCGUGGUACAAGAGAGGCGCAAGUACGGAAAGAUCGGCUGGAAUGUAUCGUACGACUUCAGCGAGUCAGACUUCUUUGUGUGUAUGGAGAUCCUAAACACAUACCUGACAAAGUCUCACAAGCAAGGAGACGGAGACAUUCCCUGGGAAACUCUCAAAUAUCUUAUCGGGGAGGUGAUGUAUGGUGGGAGAGCCAUCGACAGCUUUGACCGCAGGAUCCUGAACGUUUACAUGGACGAGUACCUGGGAGACUUCCUCUUCUGGACGUUUCGGGAGUUCCACUUCUUCAGAAACAAAGAGAUCGAUUACAAAAUCCCUGAAACUGGGAAGACAAAUGUUUAUAUCGAUGAGAUUGAGAACAUGCCACUCGUAAACACACCAGAGGUGCUGGGACUUCAUUCCAACGCGGAGAUCGGAUACUACACUCAGUCAGUUAAAGAGAUGUGGACUCAUUUAAUCGACCUGCAGCCUCAGACAAGUGAAUCCAGUGGAAGCAUCAGCAGAGAUGAACACAUAAGCCAGGUGGCCCAAGACAUUCAGAAUAAGCUGCCUGAGCUUUUCAACGUAAACGUGAUCCAGAAAUCGUUUGGCACGGACAUCUCUCCGACUUCAGUCGUUCUGCUUCAAGAACUGGAGCGCUUCAACAAACUGGUGGUCCGCAUGCAGCUGUCGUUAGCUGAGCUGCAGAGGGCCUUGGCUGGUGAGGUGGGGAUGAGCAGUGAGCUGGACGAUGUGGCUCGGGCUCUUUUCAACGGUCACAUUCCUGCUAUUUGGAAGAAGCUGGCGCCCGACACCCUGAAGUCCCUCGGCAACUGGAUAAGCCAUUUCAUGAGGCGCUACGAACAAUACAGAUGUUGGGUAAAGACGGUCACAUGUGAACGAGGGGAGCCUAAGGUGAUGUGGCUGUCAGGACUGCACAUCCCUGAGUCUUACCUGACGGCGAUGGUCCAAGCCGCCUGCAGGAAGAACGGCUGGCCUCUGGAUCAAUCCACACUCUACACAGAAGUGACCGGGCUCCGCAGUGAGGAGGAAGUCGGUGACUUCCCCAGGCAGGGCUGCUUUAUCUCCGGCCUGUCUGAGGGAGCGGACUGGGACAUGGAGAACACCUGCCUAAGAAGGAGCAAACCAAAGGCCUUGGUUGUUGAGCUGCCCAUUCUUAAAAUCAUCCCCAUAGAGGCGCAUCGCCUCAGACUACAGAAUACCUUGAGGACACCGGUGUACACCACGUCUUUGCGAAGGAAUGCGAUGGGUGUAGGGUUGGUGUUUGAAGCAGAUCUGUCUACGUCCAUUCACAUCUCUCACUGGGUUCUGCAGGGAGUGUGUCUGUAUCUCAACGAGGACUAA
Molecule: messenger RNA, 13467 nt
Organism: Cololabis saira (Pacific saury)
Lineage: Eukaryota; Metazoa; Chordata; Actinopteri; Beloniformes; Belonidae
Gene: dnah10
Product: dynein axonemal heavy chain 10
Biological process (GO): microtubule-based movement
Cellular component (GO): dynein complex
Molecular function (GO): dynein light intermediate chain binding; ATP binding; dynein intermediate chain binding
Source: RefSeq, a predicted model, not a curated record